Molecule: messenger RNA, 2021 nt
Organism: Schizophyllum commune H4-8
Lineage: Eukaryota; Fungi; Basidiomycota; Agaricomycetes; Agaricales; Schizophyllaceae
Product: FAD/NAD(P)-binding domain-containing protein
Exons: 11
Coding region: 226-1569 (447 amino acids)
Biological process (GO): secondary metabolite biosynthetic process
Molecular function (GO): FAD binding
Source: RefSeq, a predicted model, not a curated record
CGCUCCGCCAGCCGACAACGUUCUGCAUCAGCAGGCCCGGCUCGAUGUCGUGGAUGACCUCUUCGGCGAGCAUACGCAAGCUCCAGGCAGGCGACUCUUCGAAUAUGACCUACUUUGCACUUCGCUUCGAUGUGGGUGCCCAGGUGUAUAAGAGUGCCCAAUGCCCGGCUCAGCAACACCCUUACGCCUCCCGAUAUACAACCAAAGCAAGCGCGCUAGAAAACCAUGGCUCAACCUCGACUUCGCGUAGCAAUCGUCGGCGCCGGUAUUGGUGGCCUCGUAACGGCUCUUUGUCUGUCGAAGCACGACGAUAUAGAAGUCACGAUCUACGAGAGCGCCCAUCGCCUUGCAGCACUAGGUGCAGGGAUUGGCUUCUGGCCGAGAUCCCGAGAGAUUCUCAAAGCCCUUGAUCUUGAGGAUACGCUUAUCGAGACUGCAGGGACUACCGCGCCCGGUCCCGAAGGGACCAACUACGUCUGCAGGAAGAGCGACCAGCCGGAGGGCUAUGUAUUCUACACGAUCAAGACUGGCGGACAGCUCCGCCUACAUCGCGCCGACUUCCAGACCGCAUUAGUUGAGCGUCUCAAGCAGGUCGGCGGCCCUCAGCCCAUCUGCUCCAAGCGGCUCGUCUCGUACACCGACACCGCCGGCACGCCUGUCGAGCUCGCUUUCGAAGACAGAACGAAUGUGACAUGCGACCUGCUCAUCGGCGCCGACGGCAUGAAGUCGCGCGUGAGGGCGGCGAUGAUGGAGAAGCUCGCUGAGGGUGCGAAGGACGCGGUUGGGGCGGAGAUGUAUAGGGAGUCUGCGAAACUGGUUUGGAGCGGGUACAUCGUCUAUCGGUGCAUGCUCCCGGCCGGGAAGCUGCGGCAGCGUGCGCCAGAGCACUCGCUGCUCUCCACGCCUAUGGUGUAUACCGGCAGCAACAACAAUGCCAUCAUCGGCUACACCAUCCAAGGCGGCGAGCAAGUCAACGUCGUUGUCUGGACCUCUCACCUCGCGCACGAAAACGGCCAAUAUUCCGGCGGCGAGUGGAUGGGCAAGGGACGCAAGUCCGAGUUCGUCGACCGCUUGCAAGGUUGGGAGCCCGAGGUGCAAGCCUUGCUUGAUUGCUUCGACGAGGAACCCCUUCGCUGGGUAAUUCACGUCACGAAGCCCGAGGGCCUACCAACGUACACUCAUGGCAGGGCAGUCGUCUUAGGGGAUGCGGCUCACACCAUGCUGGCAUUCCAAGGCAGUGGCGCCGGGCAGGCUGUAGAGGAUGCCUGGAUCCUCUCAAACCUUAUAAGCGACCCGAAGGUCACGCGCGAGACGCUCCCCACCGCACUGCGCGUAUACGACACCGUCCGCCGCCCCUUCGACAUACGCGCGCAGGAGCUCGCACGGGUGGACGGGCACAUGAUGGUGCUAGACUACAAGGGCACUGAUAUCGAAGACGUCGACGAGAGGACGGCGCUCUCUCGUUGUGGGGCGACGAUUCAGCGAGAUUGGGAGUGGCUGUGGACGACCUCGGCAGAGGGCAUGGUGCAGGCGAGCUUGAACCAACUCCAUGAGGAGCUACGGGCAUGAGCAAGGGAUGUGCUGCCUUCCAUCGUGAGGUGCCAAUCAUCAAUUGUUGAUCGACUAUAGACAGAGGUACCCGCGUUCAACAACGUAAGCUACUCUACAAUUUCAGUACCUGCCUGUCCGAUGAAGUGCGUGCACGUCCGAGAAUUGGCGUACCCGUGACGCCGUCCAGUCUGGGCUCUUGGCCUGACCUGCGAAGGUGAGACCGACGGGGCGAGCGUUUCUACAUACCUCUUGUCCGCAUCCCAAUCACGGCGGAUACCUUGAACAAGGGAGUUGUCCACCUGCACCGAACUUACGCAGCCCUAUUCCACUUUCCUUGAGAAGCUGUACCAAAGGAUACGGAUAGUAUAUGCACUCCCGUGCCCUGAGCAACCGGGGAUAUACGUGCGAGGUCAGUGGCAUACGAAGCUGCUGGAAGACGUAUGAACCAGCAUAGAACGUACCUCCUCAGC